CCCCCCUAGAGUGAGCUGAAGAGCGCAGCCUCUCGGUCCUUGCGACCCUUGCGUCUUGCGUGUUGAAAGGACUGCGAGGACCGGGCAAAAGUCGGUCAAUAAACAAAAUAAUUCACGCUGGUCAAUUCCAUGUACACACUAUUGCUGUAGAAAGCAGUUCCAGUUGUUGCUGAGAAUGGCGGUGGAGGUUUUGGACGUGGACCACCUGGCCAUCAGUGCCAUCGUCACUGUGGCCAUGCAGUUUAUUUUCUUUGUCAUCGCUGCCUUCUUCGAGUUUGACAAACUGACCGACUUGGCCGGUGGGGCCAAUUUUAUCAUCCUGGCGGUGCUCACCUAUUACCUGGGACAGACUUAUGACAGCAGACAGACGAUGAUCACAACUCUGGUUUGCAUUUGGGGCAUUCGACUGUCUGCUUACUUGUUCUACAGAAUUCUCAAGAUUGGCCGAGACGCUCGGUUCGACGACAAAAGGAGCAACGUGAUUCGAUUUGCUAUUUUCUGGACAUUCCAAGCUAUCUGGGUAUUUACGGUCAGUCUCCCUGUUAUCAUCAUCAACUCGCCAAGGAACAAAAUUCCACUGGUGCCGAAAACUAUGACCCAUCUCGACUCUGCCGGACUUACAAUGUUCAUAAUUGGUUUCAUUUGUGAAACUUUUUCCGACCUUCAGAAGUUCCAGUUCAGACAAGACCCCAACAACAGAGGGAAAUGGUGCAAUGAUGGACUUUGGCAGCUUUCCAGACACCCAAAUUAUUUUGGAGAAGUCAUGAUUUGGUGGGGAAUUUUCCUCAUUUCUCUAAACGUUGUAAAGGGUUGGGAGUGGAUUGUGAUCUCGUCUCCGAUCUUCACUACUGUGAUCAUUCUUUUCCUCUCCGGCAUUCCACCUUUGGAACUUUCAUCCGAUGAGCGUUACAGAGACAACCCUGAGUACCGUUUGUACAAAAAGUCAACCUCUCCGCUGAUUCCAAUUCCGCCUGGAAUUUAUGUUGAGAUUCCGUACUUUCUGAAGUUCCUCUUGUUCUUUGAGUACCCUCUUUAUAACCAUCUGAAGAAGAAAGCGUCGCCAUCACCAACUCCAGUACCAACUUAAACGCCAAACAGCACUGCAAGGAGGCUUUGGAAAAUACUCGACUGUUUGCAGAUUGCAAUUUUAUGAAUAUUGUGAUGGCUUGUUUGGUAGUUCUGUUAAACAGAUUGAAAGCAUUGUCAGUUUAAAAAGUUGUUAAGGAGCAUUAAUGGGAAAUUGCAAAGGGUCGUUGCCGUUUAAGACUUCGUGAGAUUUUUACAUCUUAUUAAUCCAUCAGCAUGAAAUUUUAAGUGUUUUCAAUUAAUAUGUAGUGCACAAAACCAAAGCAAUAGAACUUGCUUUGUUAGAAAAAUAUGAUAAAUUAAAUAAUUAAACACGGGUGCAGUUUUUUCGCACAGCAGAAGCAAUAUACAUACGAAAAACAUUCAAAUAAAUAAAAUAUAGGAUAGUUCAAUUAACAGGUAUAUUGCGGUGAUCUCUGUCCGACGACUAAUAAUAAAGUUAAACAUCUUCAUUAUUUUAAACCUUAAUAUAUUUAAAAUAUCGCACCUUAAUCUUCUUGGAUGAUUGUUAUUUCAUUCGUACAAAUCUGAAAAUAAAAUCUGCGUCAC
Neocloeon triangulifer is the source of this 1635-nucleotide messenger RNA. RefSeq lists its product as uncharacterized. Gene Ontology annotation, molecular function: oxidoreductase activity, acting on the CH-CH group of donors. Gene Ontology annotation, biological process: lipid metabolic process. The record is from RefSeq and is a predicted model, not a curated record. The transcript has 6 exons. NCBI's taxonomy places the organism in Eukaryota, Metazoa, Arthropoda, Insecta, Ephemeroptera, Baetidae. Gene Ontology annotation, cellular component: membrane. Bases 176 to 1087 code for a protein of 303 amino acids.